Messenger RNA from Amoebophrya sp. A25, 306 nucleotides. NCBI's taxonomy places the organism in Eukaryota, Dinophyceae, Syndiniales, Amoebophryaceae. The record is from the annotation of a GenBank genome assembly.
AUGCAAAUAGAUAAUAAUGACAAGCUUUUUCGUGGCGUGCUCAACAAGGAGAGCAGGAGAUCGUCGUGGAGCGCGAUCACAAAAUGGAAGAUCAGUUCUAUCUGGGGCGUUUUUGUUGAAAAUUUUCUGUUUCGUAUCGGUCAAGUCAGUGUUAAGAUCAUUAUCAGCGGCUGUAUUCCGGAAUUUGUUUUGAAGACUAGGUUUUAUUCUGGUAUCGCGACUGGGUUUGAUGAAGAUGAACUUGAUGCGUCCAUGAUGCAUGAGAUUCCAAAUGGCGUAGAUCUUCAUGUUCAACAACUGCAAUAA